GUCAACUGCAAACAUAAAGAGGAAAAGGGACUACAUUGUCUGAGAAAUGGACCUGGAUCCCGGAUUCUAUCGGCCGGUGGAUGUCCAUGCUCAUGCUCAUUAUAUCGUUGCCUUCUUUGUCUUGGUGAUUGGAACGUUGGGUGUUACAGGAAACGCCUUGGUCAUGUACGCCUUCCUCUGUAACAAAAAACUACGGACUCCUCCCAACUUUUUCAUUAUGAACCUGGCAGUCAGUGACUUCCUCAUGGCCAUCACGCAGUCACCCAUCUUCUUUGUGAACUCCCUCUACAAGGGCUGGAUUUUUGGUGAAACAGGCUGUAAGAUUUACGCCUUCUGUGGAGCUUUGUUUGGAAUAACUUCCAUGAUAAACCUCCUGGCCAUCUCUCUUGAUCGCUACAUUGUGAUCACCAAGCCUCUGCAGGCCAUUCGCUGGACCUCAAAGAGACGCACCUGCCUCAUUAUCGCCCUGGUCUGGCUGUACUCUCUGGCCUGGAGCCUCGCACCCCUUUUAGGGUGGAGUUCGUACAUACCCGAGGGCCUGAUGACCUCAUGCACAUGGGACUAUGUGACAUCUACUCCUGCCAAUAAAAGCUAUACUUUGAUGUUAUGCUGCUUUGUAUUCUUCAUCCCUCUGGGCAUUAUAUCCUAUUGUUAUCUGUGCAUGUUCCUGGCCAUCCGCAGUGCAAGCAGAGAUAUUGAGAAGUUUGGGUAUCAGGUGAGGAAGUCAACGCUGAUCCAACAGCAGUCCAUCAAGACUGAAUGGAAGCUGGCCAAGAUUGCCUCUGUGGUCAUCAUAGUGUUUGUGCUUUCCUGGUCGCCCUAUGCAUGUGUCACCCUCAUCGCCUGGGCUGGAUAUGCAAGCUUCCUCACUCCCUAUUCAAAAGCUGUGCCUGCUGUUAUAGCCAAGGCAUCAGCCAUCUACAACCCUUUUAUCUACGCCAUCAUUCACUCUAAAUACAGGGACACCAUGGCAGAAAAUGUUCCCUGUCUUCACUUCCUAGGAGAGCCCCCCAGGAAGAAGUGCAUAUCAGUGUCACACAGCGAGUCCUCCCUCAGGGACUCGAUGCUGAGCAGACAGUCGUCUUGCUCCAAAAACAGGUUCCACAGAGUCUCCUCCAUGUCUACGGCCGACACAGUUUGGAGUGACGUGGAGCUGGACCCUAUUGAUGAGGGCUAUAGUCGGAAGUCCAGCUAUUCCCUUGGAGCUUUGAGGGACAAAGAUCCAAAGUCAUUGGCUAACCAUUCCAAGGGAAAGGGAAGCCACAGCCAGGAACAGAUCCACAUCCCAAAGAGAGUCUCAUCCAACAGAUGUGAUCACACCCUAUCGCUGGAGUCUGUCAACACAGUAAUGCGCCUGGCCAUUGGGAGGAGAAUGGAGGAGAAUCCUGAAAGUUUGAAUAAAGACAAGAACCAGGAAGCAGAACAAGAUAAAGACGAUGGGCAAGAACAGACUCAACAAGAUCAGAAGGAGAACGGUGAGAAGGAGCUGGAAGUCCUCCUCCAGCCAGACUCUCUGGACAAUAUCGCGUAUGUGCACUCCCAAGCAGUCAUCAGACUCGACCUAAAGAAAGGCCCUCUAGACCCUGGCUAUUGUGAGGAAAAACAAAGCUCACAGAGUCUGAAGAGAGAACUGUUGCUCCAUUUGCAGCCUCCAGACUGUUCUGCUCAAGAGUUUGAGUCCGUGCAGAGAUUUCUAUAAGCUAAAUGUUUAAAGUGUUUAUUUGUCUAUGUGUGAGCAGAAGAGUAAAGUUGUUUUUGUUGUUUACGAAUGUCUUUUAAGUCGCUUUUAAACUUUUAUCUCAAGCGUUUAGCAAUACAGUGCAAUCAAAUUCCUUUGUUUAAAUGUUUUUAUGCAUUCGUAUAGAAAUCUUACAAAUGAAAUCUCGACUUUAAAUAACCUUCAAAAUAAGGCAAUUUUAUUCUAAAAUGCACCUGUGUCUAAGGGGCCAAACACUUACUGUAUAACAAGAACAAGUAAUUAAACAACCAUAUUUAUUAUCAAUUAUCUUUAUUUAUUUUAUUUUAUGAGAAAGCAAAUAUAUUCAUGAGUUGACUUUAUAUCCACCUUUUGUUCAUUUAAAUGUGGUUGAUAUUUGAAUGUCUAUAAUGCACAAUUAGCAAGUUAAUUAGUCUAUUAUGCCUUUAUAAAUCUUUGCAGAACUCAAUAUAAUACAUGUAAGGCGCCAGCAACUGGUGUACGUUUUCUGAUAUAAUGUGCUGUAUCAUGCGAUAUAAAACCGGUAACUUUCAUUCACUGCAGCUACUCUGAAACCAGAGUUACAUGUUUGAUAUAAAGUGUUUUGCUAACCAAAGGGAGUCAUGUUGCAUAAACAGCUACCAUGUGCCAUAGUCAUAAAGACACUUGAUGCCCUGAUGUAUCUUCAUUUAUCAUGCGUUAUGAUUUUAUAAUAAGGAUUAAGCCUGCAUGUUCUCAGGAACAGUAUUAGCACCGCAACAAUCACUGACAUUUUGCACCUUCUCCUUCUUUGAUUACUGCAUCUUUGUUGCUUCCGGUGCUAUUGUUACAUUUUAAACUAUGGUCAUUCAUGUGUGUGUUUGUUGUGAGAAAUAAACUUCUCAUGUAGCUCUCAACACAUGUUUCUGCCCAAUCGCCUACUGUAUAAAGCUUGAAACGCAGAAUCUCUU
Molecule: messenger RNA, 2646 nt
Organism: Trematomus bernacchii (emerald rockcod)
Lineage: Eukaryota; Metazoa; Chordata; Actinopteri; Perciformes; Nototheniidae
Gene: opn4xa
Product: opsin 4xa
Exons: 10
Coding region: 47-1699 (550 amino acids)
Biological process (GO): visual perception; G protein-coupled receptor signaling pathway
Cellular component (GO): membrane
Molecular function (GO): G protein-coupled receptor activity
Source: RefSeq, a predicted model, not a curated record